Molecule: messenger RNA, 1914 nt
Organism: Lathyrus sativus (Indian pea)
Lineage: Eukaryota; Viridiplantae; Streptophyta; Magnoliopsida; Fabales; Fabaceae
Source: the annotation of a GenBank genome assembly
AUGCUUCUUUCAUGUCAAAAUCACACUCUUUACCUUCCUUAUUCUUCCACCCAUUCCUCAAAGAACUCAAAACCCAACAUUAUCUUCAAUUGCCAAACCCCAAACGACCAAAACCAACCCAUUCCCAGAAGACACAAUGCAAAAUCCACUUCAUUUCUCAUCCACCACCUUUCACGCAAAAACAGCGACAAUCAUCAACCUUCACCCACCGAGCUACAAGACCCAACACCGCACGAAGAAAAAGUGAAGCUUUUAGAACUUUCCUUAGUAAGGAAAAGAACCCCACAAUUUCCUGGUUCAAUUUAUGCUCAAUCCCCUAGUGACCCUGAUGUGAGUUCUUCUCUUCCUCCUCUUCGUACCCUUUUUAGAUCGCGUGAUGACGAAGAAGAGGUCUUGAUCAUGAAAGCUCUUGAAAUUCGUAGGAAGGUUACUCAAGAGGUUUUCAAAGAACAAAUGAAAAAGGGUAAAUUUGGAAUUACUUAUACAGACAAUUUGGUUUCUAGGUUGGGUGGUUUUCUUGAUUAUGUUAUGAUUGAAGCUGCUAAUUUGAAAAGAUUGCCUCAAUAUUCUCACUCCACUUUCAAUUUACGCGCCAAAACUGUUAUUGAAGAUUCCCAAGUUGUGCCACUUAUUAGAUGGUUGAAGCAUAAUUCUCUAUCGUAUCCUCAAAUAGCUAAGCUCAUUUUGAUGUCAAGGGGUAAACUUGAGUCCAUAAGAAACCGUAUUGAGUGGUUGAAGUCAGUGCAUGUUAAGGGAGACUUUAUUGGGGAUGCAAUGUUGAAGAGUGGAGAUAAUGUUUUGCUGCGGAGUGAUCAGGAGCUUGAUGAGAUUGUUGACUGUUUAGAGUCCAAUGGUGUAAGGAUGGAAUGGAUGGGUUAUGUUGUGAGUCGGUGUCCGAAGUUGUUAUCGUACAGCUUGGAAGAAGUGAAGAUCCGUGUGCAGUUUUAUCUGGAUAUGGGUUUAGAUGACAAGGAUUUUGGCACCAUGGUUUUCGAUUUUCCUAAAGCACUCGGUAACUAUACUCUGGAAGAAAUGAAGCGAAAGGUUGAUUACUUGAAAGAAUUCGGGCUUGAUAAUAAGGAUGUCGGUAAGUUGCUUGCAUUUAGGCCACAAUUAAUGGCGUGCAGCAUUGAAGAACAAUGGAAACCUCUUGUUAAGUAUCUGUACUAUUAUGGGAUUACUCGAGAUGGGAUGAAGAGAAUGCUUACCAUUAAACCAAUGGUCUUUUGUGUUGACUUGGAGAUGACUAUUGUGCCAAAGGUAAAGUUUUUUCAGGACCUAGGGGUUCGAAAUGACGGGAUUGCUAACAUGCUUGUAAAAUUUCCUACUCUACUCACUUACAGCCUUUACAAGAAGAUUAGACCUGUGGUCAUAUUCUUGAUGACCAAGGCUGGAGUCACUGAAGAAUCUAUUGGAAAGGUCGUAGCUCUUGGACCUCAGCUCUUAGGGUGCAGCAUAGUACAUAAGCUCGAAGUAAAUGUAAAAUAUCAUUUGUCUCUUGGCAUUCGUCUUCGGCAACUGGGUGAAAUGGUUGCUGAUUUCCCAAUGCUGCUGAGAUACAAUAUAGAUGUUCUUCGUCCUAAGUAUAUAUAUUUGCGGAGAACCAUGGUCCGAACUUUGCAAGACCUUAUUGAGUUUCCAAGGUUUUUCAGCUAUUCUCUCGAGGGUCGAAUAAUUCCAAGACACAAGGUUCUGGUGGAGAAUCAGAUUAAUGUCAAGCUAAAAAGCAUGUUAGCUUGUACAGAUGAAGAGUUUAACAAAAUGGUCAACAAUAUGAUUCGAAAACGUCAAAAUUUUGAAUCUACUGUCACAAAGGGGAAUACUCCGCAUCCCCAGUAUCUCGUUACUGGGGAUAUUACAAACACCCCUGAUGUAAAAAGCAAAACAGAUAGCUCUGUGGGAAACAGAACGUGA